AACAGCAACAGCAGCACAAUGCCGCAAUACGUGCCAAUAACGGGCUUCAAGCAGCUGGAGGAUGCACUGAAGGUGCACGCGAAGAGCAACUGCCUCAUCUAUAUGUAUUUCUUUGGCGAGAAGGACAGCAAGGGUCGCAGCUGGUGUCCCGACUGUGUGGCAGUCGAGGAUCUGGUGGAGACGGCAUUCCGUGAAUAUGCGCAUCCAAAUUCCCUGAUCUAUACUGUGAAUGUGGGCGAUCGCGACGCCUGGAAGGAUAAAUCGCCGGCCAACAAAUUUCGCCAGUCGCCGUUCAAUCUGACCGUUAUACCGGCGCUGCUGCGCUGGAACAACUCGGAGCGUUUGGAUGGCGAUCAGCUGCUGAAGCCCGAACUGCUGAAGCUCUUCUUCGACGAGGCAAAGUCGCAGAGCGCCACCGACAAUACAAUUCCAUGCAAAUAAUAAUAGUGAAUAAGCCGCAUAACUGUAUUUGACCGCUAGCCAGCGAAGGUUGGCGCUCGUGUAGUUGUGUGUGUGCGUGUCUGUGUGUUUGUGUGCGCCGAGUGUGCGAAUGCAUGUGCGUGCGUG
Molecule: messenger RNA, 567 nt
Organism: Drosophila navojoa
Lineage: Eukaryota; Metazoa; Arthropoda; Insecta; Diptera; Drosophilidae
Product: thioredoxin domain-containing protein 17
Cellular component (GO): cytosol
Molecular function (GO): protein-disulfide reductase [NAD(P)H] activity
Source: RefSeq, a predicted model, not a curated record